AUGGGUGCUGCGAGGGUAACUGGACUUAAAUGGACGGUUCCCCCGGCCGCCCUAGCUGCAUAUACUGUGGGGGAAUGGUCUCACCCCAGAGCGAAAGCGCGCUUCAGCACCUCCAAAUCGCAAGUUACGGAUGAUCCUAAGUCCAGUGCAUCUUCAGGUCUCCCUGACCAAGAGAAGGACUAUGGCUCCAUCUGGAAUAACAUUGUGCACAAGCUGGAUGGCGUCAAGCAUACUGUUGGCUCUGCUGAAUGGGUAGACGUGGGCAGCAUUACCAACAUGAUUAUUCCGGACUGGGCAAGGUUUAUCCCAGCUACUGUACAUAAGCUCCAGCGAGAGCUCUCUCUAUCUCCUGGCUCAUUGGCGGAUGAUAUCUGGAAGGAGGCGCAGGACCCGGAUAUCAAUCCUGAAAUUCUGCUCGAUGCUAAGGUACGCGUGAGCGGUGAUCUCUGUGAUGAGGAGCAGAUGUUCCGGCGCCAUCGGCAAAAGAAAGUCGUGAAGGCAUUGGCAUCAUACCUCGGCAUUGCCGAGGAGGAUAUCCAUCCUGACGAUGUCCCAGUCAUUGCCAUGUGUGGCUCUGGAGGUGGUCUGCGCGCACUUGUUGCGGGUACUGGCUCGUAUCUGGCAGCGCAGGAAGCAGGGCUGUGGGACUGUGUCACCUACACUGCCGGUGUCAGUGGCAGCUGCUGGCUGCAGACUCUGUACCACUCGUCCAUCGCGCAUCGGGACUUCAACAAGCUGGUUGAUCACUUGAAGAAUCGGCUUGGUGUUCAUAUUGCAUUCCCGCCUGCAGCCCUUAAUCUGCUGACAACUGCUCCGACAAACAAACUCCUUCUUAGCGGUUUUGUGGAAAAGUUGAAAGGCGACCCUGGAGCGGAUUUCGGACUGGUGGAUAUCUACGGAUUGCUCCUCGCAGCGAGACUAUUGGUUCCGAGAGGAGAGCUUGGGGUUUCAGAUCGGGAUUUCAAGCUCUCCAACCAAAGAGUCAAUUUGAUGGAUGGAGCCCAUCCGCUUCCUAUAUACACAGCAGUCCGCCAUGAGAUCCCUGUUCUCGAUGACGAGAAUACCAAGGGCCAAAAAAAGCCCACACCCGAACAGCUGAUGAGGAAAUCACGAAACGAAGCGUGGUUUCAGUGGUUCGAGUUUACUCCUUAUGAGUUUUUCUGUGAAGAACUCAAUGCCGGCAUCCCUACCUGGGCACUGGGUCGCCACUUCAACGCAGGUCGCUCUGAAGUUACUUCUGAAUAUCUCCCUAUUCCAGAGUUGAGAGUUCCCGGGCUGAUGGGGGUCUGGGGCAGCGCUUUCUGUGCAACUUUGUCCCAUUAUUACAAAGAGAUCCGACCACUGGUCAAGGGUCUUGCUGGCUUUGGUGGUGUCGAUUCCCUCAUCCAGGGCAAGAACCAAGAUCUGAUCAGAGUGCACCCCAUUGAUCCUGCGGGCAUACCAAAUUAUGUGAUGGGCAUGAAAGAUCAACUCCCCGAUUCCUGUCCAGAGUCUAUCUUCCGAAACAACCACUUGCGUCUUAUGGACGCAGGCAUGAGCAACAACCUCCCAAUCUACCCACUUAUUCGACCCGGACGUGAUGUCGAUAUCAUUAUUGCAUUUGAUGCAUCUGCAGACAUCAAACAAGAGAAUUGGCUUUCUGUCGUGGAUGGAUACGCCAAACAGCGUGGUAUCAAAGGCUGGCCAGUCGGCGCCGGCUGGCCCAAAGCGAACUCAAGCAUCGCGGAUGCUGAAAACGCCCUGCGCGAACCCCAAAAUAUCACAGACGUCCAAGCAACCAAAAAACUCAACAAAGCGAAAAGUGAUGGCUCGAGCAAGCCACUCUCUGACCAAAAUUCCAGCGCCAGUACGGAUCUAGGCUACUGCAACGUCUGGGUCGGUACCACAGAAGAGCGCACCUCAAACGAGGAACCUCCACCAUCGAAACGGCUCUUCGAUCCUCCCCAUAGCGAAGACCACUCAGAAUCAGACUUCCACCUCAUGCGCCCAGACGCCGGUAUCGCCGUGGUCUACUUCCCUCUCCUUCCAAACCCGGACGCGCCAGACGUCCCACCCAAGCCUCAAACUCGUCCCCGUGCAGCAGCCCACUCUAUGAGACAGGAUGCCUCCCAGACCAAAGACCCUGAAAAACCGCUCGCUCCUCACCCCAAUUCGAUUGAUCCCGAGGUUGAUGAUUUCUUGUCUACGUGGAACUUCAUCUACACGCCUGAGCAGAUUGAUUCCGUUGUUGGUCUUGCCAGGGCCAACUUUUCUCAAGGUGAGGAGCAGACCCGUCGUGUUGUCCGCGCUGUUUACGAGCGGAAGAAGUCCGAUCGUUUGAAUAAGGAGGCGCAGGAGCAUCGGAAGAAGAUGGAGGGCUUUGUUCCUCUGUAA
Penicillium canescens is the source of this 2373-nucleotide messenger RNA. RefSeq names its product putative phospholipase A2 (PlaA). Gene Ontology annotation, molecular function: A2-type glycerophospholipase activity. Gene Ontology annotation, cellular component: cytosol. Lineage: Eukaryota; Fungi; Ascomycota; Eurotiomycetes; Eurotiales; Aspergillaceae. The coding region runs from base 1 to 2373 and encodes 790 amino acids. Gene Ontology annotation, biological process: glycerophospholipid catabolic process. The transcript has a single exon. The record is from RefSeq and is a predicted model, not a curated record.